AUGGUCCAAGUCGCUCUUAACUCUCUCAUCACCGUUGUCGCUGCUGUUGGCAUGGCUAAUUGUCUCGCUAUCAAACAUGACAACCACCACCACCACAAGCGUACUGCUCCUAAAGGUAAAGCCUUUGAUCACAUUCUCCAAGUUUGGUUUGAGAAUCAAGACUACUCUACCAUUACCAAGACUGCCGGUUUUACCAAUCUUUUGAAGGAAGGCAUCUUGUUAAACAACUUCAAUGCUGUCACCCAUCCCUCUGAACCCAACUAUGUCGCUGCUGCUGGUGGCGAUAACUUUGGUAUCAACAAUGAUGAUUAUUACAAUAUUCCUGCCAAUAUUAGCUCCAUCUAUGAUCUCUUGGAGAACAAGGGCUUGACCUGGAAAGUAUAUCAAGAAAGCAUCCCCUCUGUCGGAUACACUGGAUACAAGGCUGGAAACUAUGUGCGCAAGCAUAAUCCUGCUGUCAUUUUCGACUCUGUUGGAUUGAACGCUACUCGCUCUCAAAACAUUGUUGGAGCUGAUCAAUUCGUCAAGGACAUUGCUGAUGAUAAUCUCCCCAACUGGAUGUUUUACACCCCUAAUAUGUUGAACGAUGCUCAUGAUACGUCUGCUGCUUAUGCUGGUAACUGGCUUACCACAUUCUACCAAAACACUUUGAACAACAGCAACCUCUUGAGCAAAACUCUUAUCUUGAUCACCUUUGAUGAGAAUGCUAGUUCCUCAAAGAGAAACCAAGUCUGGUCCCUUCUUUUGGGUAACAUCCCUGAAAACCUCAAGGGUACUACUGACUCUACUUUUUACACUCAUUUCUCCUCUCUCAGUACUGUUGAGCACAACUGGGAUCUUGGAAACUUGGGUCGUCAAGACACUAACAAAAACCUUGCUAAUGUCUACAGCUAUGCCGCUAGUGCUUUGGGCUAUACAAAUGUUGCUGUUACCAACAUUCCCAACAGUAACACUGCCAUCACUGGUUUGUUGACUGGAAAGUCUUAUAACCAGACCCACCACUAA
Messenger RNA from Mucor velutinosus, 1005 nucleotides. RefSeq lists its product as uncharacterized. The record is from RefSeq and is a predicted model, not a curated record. Gene Ontology annotation, biological process: phospholipid catabolic process. NCBI's taxonomy places the organism in Eukaryota, Fungi, Mucoromycota, Mucoromycetes, Mucorales, Mucoraceae. The transcript is spliced from 7 exons. Gene Ontology annotation, molecular function: hydrolase activity, acting on ester bonds. Bases 1 to 1005 code for a protein of 334 amino acids.